Messenger RNA from Lineus longissimus, 2889 nucleotides. Its product is annotated as macrophage-expressed gene 1 protein-like. The record is from RefSeq and is a predicted model, not a curated record. Lineage: Eukaryota; Metazoa; Nemertea; Pilidiophora; Heteronemertea; Lineidae. The coding region runs from base 111 to 2384 and encodes 757 amino acids. The transcript has 2 exons.
AAGUCUCUGAGUGGGACUGACAAGUUUGAGCUGUGAGCAGUUUAUAUUAACGACUUGGUUGGGUUUAGAGCAGUUAUAUACCAGUCCGACCCAAGGGAUAUAACGCAGUCAUGACAGCGGUCUUCAUUGUUACGCUUGCAGCAUUUUUCUUCCUGAAGUCAGCUUCGACAGCGGAUGAUGAUGGAAGUGUUGGUCAGCCGCGUUAUCCAGUUGGGGAUUUUAGGAACUGUCUCCUUCAGAAAGGCGUCAACAGAUUCGAAGCCCUCCCCGGUGGUGGCUGGGACAAUCUCCGUAAUGUUGAUAUGGGACAGGUGGCGUUUAUGAACUACAGCCAGUGCUUGAUGACCGAAGACGGCCAGUAUCUCAUCCCGGAUACCACAUACGCCGUACCCCAGAAGCGAAGCCAGGUUGAGACGUUUGGCGAGCUGAUCGAACACUGGAGUAACUACACCAGCAUCACGUCAUCUUCGAUCAACGCGGAUGCAUCUUUCUUUUCGGUUGUGAGUGGGUCGUUCUCGGAUGAACACCAAAGCAUCAAAAAGCACCAGGUCAACGAUAAGUCCAUCACGACAAGAGUCAUGUUACGUCAUCACAUGUAUUCCAUCAGGAUGGAACCGGAUACCCAACUACACCCGAAAUUCAAAGCGAGGCUGAUGGACAUUGCGGCUCACAUCGCGAACAAUAAUACCAAGAUGGCGGACUAUCUUCUGCAGCUGGUUGUCAGGGAUUAUGGUACUCACGUGGUCACGGCCGUAGAAGCGGGCGCAACCCUUGCCCAGGUGGACCAAAUCAAGAGUACGUUCUCAUCUGAUUAUGAGAACCAGAAGAGCGCAAUCAAGGCGUCAGCCAGUGCCUCCUUCUUCGGGAAAAUCGGAUUAGGUGGGGGAUUCAGUCAUUCCACCAGUGAGACCUUCUCCAACGAGUACCUCAGCAAUCGGACCUACUCGAAGAUCCUCACGUACGGUGGACCGCCAUACCGGGUAAACUUCACCAUAAAUCUAUGGGAGGAUGGCAUCAAUAAUGGUUUGGUUGCCAUUGACAGAGCAGGGGAUCCAUUGCACUUCGUCGUCACCCCGCAAAACAUGCCCGAAAUACCGCAACCAACCCUCAUUGAGGUGAUCACGGGUCUGGAGAAGAUGAUCAACCGCUACUACAAGUUCAACACAUACCGGGGAUGUACCAACCAGGACAGUGAAAACUUUAACUUCCAGGCCAACCUGGACGAUGACUCAUGCAAGGCGCCGAGUACAAACUUUACUUUUGGAGGCGUCUACCAGACCUGCAGUAUGCGCCCUGGCUCCAAUGCUGGGGACCUCUGCGGCGAGAUUGCACAAAAAAACCCUCUCUCUGGAGAUUAUAGCUGUCCUGCUGGCUACGAAUCGAUCUACCUGAACGAAGGGACAAUGUCUAAAAACUACAAGCGUUGGCAGUGCCACCGUUCAUGUCAUAGGUGUUGGCUCGUCGCGACAUGUUGCCAUGACGAGUGCGGGAAUGCGUACUACUCCAGUGCUGCCACCUAUAAAGCGUACUGGUGCGCGGCCACUGGUGAAGUGCAGCAGAAUUCCGGUUUCCUGUUCGGUGGGAUUUUCACGAAGACGAGCUCGAACCCGUUGACCAAGACGCAAGGCUGCCCAGUGCGGUUCUACCCCCUGAGGCUGGGCGAGUUCAUGAGAGUGUGUGUGAGCGAUGACUAUGAACUUGGCUACCGAUACUCAGUACCCUUUGCCGGCUUCUUCAGCUGCAGAACCGGGAAUCCACUCGUCUUCAAUUCGCACCUAAAGUCACAACUAAAGAGCAGCGGUGAACUGUCUCUCAGCGGUUAUGUGCACGCAUCCGGGCCAGGAUCAUGGCCUCACCGAUGCCCGUCCGGCUAUAGCCAGCAUCUCGCCACAGUUGACGCAAACUGCGAGAUUGACUACUGCGUGAAAGCGAACGCCUUGAUAGACCAGGGCCUGCCCAAUGUCCGUAGACCGCCAUUCAAUCCUCUACCCGGAUUAGAAUUGAACCAAACCGAUCUGCUCUUCAUCAUAGGCCCGGCCAAGCGGGUCUGGGUCAAGAACGACUCGACUCAACUCUGGUCGCGUUCAAGCUUCACUGAACUGGAAAAACUUCACCUAAUGGAAAAACAGGAAGUGGUAAUGGAUAAGACGACAGAUGGUGGCCAGGUUGCUGGUGUCACAAUAGGUGUCACUGCAUUCGUCGGUUUGAUUGUAGUUAUCGCUUUUCUCGGUUGGCGGCGCCACACUAAGCAUGUCUCGCUGUACCGGAAGAGAGAUGAUGGACUGGAACUCGACAAUGUGUGUAGUAAGGCUCCUUAUGGUACAUUCAGAGAAGAUUCCAGUACUUCUUUGAAUGUUGAUGACAUGCCGGCAGCUCAAGUCUAAACUCACCUCACAGAGCAUUGCCAACCACGUUCAGCUGCUGACUAUUUGGCCUCGGCUAGAAGAGAGUUUAAGCGUCUCUCUCUGUUUCCCAUUGUUGAAAACAGCCGAUCCCUCGAGCUUGCUUUGGGGGAAAACAAUUAGAUUUCACCGGUGUGACGGAAAUGCAACUCCCCUAGAAUACACGUCUCAAUGAAAUAUAUUUCAUUCUUUACUCUAGACUGAAACAGUAAUUGAUGUUCGAUCCAAGACAAUACCUUAAAUAGAAGAGACAAUUUUGACUCGACUUCAUGUUCCCAUUGGCCAAAUAUACUAGUUCAUCCUUUUUAAACAUUGAAUGUAUUGUCGGUCUCAAUCUCGCCAUGUUUUUAUGUUUUUAAAUCACUGAUAAAUGUUUAUAAGUUUCAAUAUCUUCAAUAGCAUUCCGCGACGUUACUAUUUAUAGCUCACAAGGUCAUUUGAAUAAGAUAUUGAUGACGUUUUAGUCACGUGACAGUCGGACAUCGAC